ACUUCUCUGCCAUAUCCUGUCUUCCUACCUAGACAGGUUGACUGUUUCUUAGUUUAGGGAGUUUGUUUUUAUUUUUUAAAGCUGAGAGGUUGACUGUAGACAUUUAUCCUUCUGACUUUACAGCUCUUCCUCUCAUUCACUUGGACCUUCUGUGUUUUCAUCACUUGGAUUCUACUCUCUCUUCUUAGAUUUUUCCUACCUUGUUUUUUUUCAUCUCCUCUGAACAUAACAUUCUCUCCCUUUCCCCCUUCACCCUCUCUUGUCCUCCCAUCUCCCCACCGUUCCCUCUGUCCUGGUGGUUUUCGGGCUAUGCACCAUGCUCUCUUCUCCUACAAUGAUUCUUCAGCCUUACGGACUGCCCGUCUAUCCCCAGGGUGCCCAAUGUUACCCCAGCCUAGUACAGGGAGGCCCUGGGCAGGAGGCCUGCCCCGGCAGUGGUGACCCCACCCUCCCCCAGGUCUAUGCCCAGCCUCCCUCAUACCCUCCACCAGGACAAGCUCCUCCCACACCUGCAGGCAGACUUCCUCCUCUAGACUAUAGUCCCGCCCACCCCAACUCAGAGUACCAGGAGCAUCACCAGCUCAGAGUCUAUCAGGGCCCGCAACACGAAGGGGCUGACACUCUGGCAGCCAUUAGCACGGACGAUGCCCUGGUUCCGGUGACCUCUGACUCCCAGGCUCUGAGCGUGUCAGUGUCAUCAGGGGGCGGAGCAGGAAGUGGUAGCGAUGAGGAGGGGUCAGGCAAGGCCCAGCCCAAGCGUCUCCACGUUUCCAACAUCCCCUUCCGCUUCAGAGACCCGGACCUCAGACAGAUGUUUGGGCAAUUUGGCAAGAUCCUGGAUGUGGAGAUUAUCUUUAAUGAGAGAGGGUCAAAGGGUUUUGGGUUCGUGACCUUUGAGAGUGCAAUGGAGGCAGACCGAGCAAGGGAAAAACUGAACGGAACUAUCGUUGAGGGGAGGAAGGUUGAGGUGAACAAUGCUACAGCCAGAAUAGUCACCAAGAAACCCCAAACACCACUUGUGAAUGGUGAGGUUUCAACCCCCGGAUGGAAGAUCAACCCUGUCAUGGGAGCGAUGUAUGCACCUGAACUCUACACCGGUGAGUUUCAAUUUGCCAGUUUCCCCUACCCUGUAGCUGCUCCCACCCUGGCCUAUCGGGGCUCACCACUGCGUGGGCGGGGCCGGGCUGUCUACAACACAAUUCGCUCAGCUGCUGCAGCCGCACCCACUGCCAUGCCCGCCUACCCUGGUGUGCUGUACCAAGAUGGAUUAUAUGGAGCUGAAGUCUAUGGCGGGUAUCCUGCAGCGUACAGAGUUGCCCAAUCACCAUCCGCUGCCACAGCAACAUACAGUGAUGGAUAUGGCAGAGUUUAUGCUGCUGCAACGGAUCCCUACCACCAUUCAGUGGGACCCACGGCAACAUACGGCGUCGGAACAAUGGCCAGUCUGUACAGAGGGGGAUACAACCGCUUCACCCCUUACUGAGCUGCCCAAUGGGAGCCUGGAAGCCGUUCUGUGACCCCGCCACCUCAUCCGGGAUUGGCCAGUCCCAGGACAAUAACUCAGGACAGGUUAUGACAUCACUGAGCUCUGUGUCACCUCCUGUCUGACUCCCUCCACUUGCAGACUGUCAAAUCCAACCGACUGAACGUGUAAAUACUGUAGUAGUUAUUCACUAUUUAUUCUAUCAGAGAAUACAUAUAGGAUAAAGAGCCUGAUCUAAUGUAUAGACAGUUAUUUAAAAUCUUUAUUUUACACUUAAUCUGUAUUGUUUGUGCCACAGAUUUGUUCCAGGGUUUAAGAAUGUAAAGAUUUCUGCCUCCGUACCUGGGUUAUAAGCAACUCUUUCACUAUUCUAACAGAGAGAGUUGAAUGUGAGCCAUUUUAUUUUUCAUUGGCAACUCAAGUGGCACAACAAUACUGGUUUCUCUACAUGGUGACCUUUGUAAAAAAAGUUUUUGAUCAACGUCUGAGCUUUUGACUUUUCAAGAGUCAAAUUGUAGAGUACAAUGACAUUUUAUACAGUUAAAUAACUUAUUUUGAUGAGUUUUGUUAAUGAUGUAGCGCACUGUUUGAGGACGUUGAAGUGUGUGUGUGUGUGUGUGUGCUUGUGUGUUGGAGUAUGUGACGACAUCAAUAUUCAAAGCACAAGCUAUGAGAGACAGCAAGGGCACUGGUAUUGUAAAUGUGCACAGUAAUCUUUUUUAACAUGCUUCUAGAACCCAAAAACUAUAAUUUGCAUAAAAUGUACGUAUGUUUUUGCUUUCCUAACAAUCUACCUCUGAUUCUAAAAAAGUUUCACUUGUCAAAAAAGCAUUCAGGAGCCAUUACUUCUCAGUCAACCAAUUAACUGUAACAACUUUUUUUUUCUCAUUUUCUUUGUUGAGCUUCUAUCCAUCUUCUCUCUGCUUUGCAUAAUGCUCAACCCACUUGAUCCUUUUUCUAUGGCAGCCUCAUUCUGGGUUUUACUUCGCUCUGCCUGACGAGCCUGGAACCUCUUUCCCUUAUUUCCUCUGUCCUGUUAAACUCUAGGACGUUGUCUGGUUUCCUCUUCCUGUUCUCUCGCCUGCUUCUCUCCAUUCUGUUUGAGAAUCUGUGUUCCAUCCAUAGAAAUAAUCAGAUGAGUUCUAGUUCUAUGGGUCAUCUCUCCUUCUCCAUCCUGUACUCUAGCUUCACUGUUGUUUAUUUGCUGUUGACCUCUCAAUAAAACAUUGUUUCUGUUUCCCUUUCCUCUCCUCUUUGAUUCACGUCAUUUUCCUUUCUCUUUUUCAAUGCCUCUUUUUGCAGUCCUUCACUCUUCUGCUCAAACUUAUAUUCUCCGUGUUCCUUUUCUCAACAUAACUGUAUGUUUUGAGGCUGACUGAUACCAGUGCAAGAAGGUUGUGGGUCUUUUACAGAAAUGACUGGCUGCAUAUGUUUAUGCAACUGUUUCGGGUUCAGUACCUUUGUACUGUAUGGACUGAAUCUUAACUUAAAAUCAGUGCAUAUAACUUCAUAUUUGAGUUCUAGGGGGGCUACAGUAUUUUACCUAGACACCCAGCCCUGUGCCUGCCUUGCUUUAGUGUGUGGUCUUACUGCGUGUGUUUCAACCUAUGGGCUAAACCUCUUCUUUAUGCAAAGUUCUGCUUUAGUUUUUGAUACCAAUUUCCCCUCUUUCUUUACUGCUUUGUUUUCCUAUCUUCUAGGAAGUGGAAAAAGACAUCCAAGCUUUCGUGUUUUUCAGGUUUUUCUCACUAUUUGUAAGGGGAGCUUAACCCUAACCUUAACCCUAUGAGAUAUAAUUGAGGGUUAGAUAACCAUGCCUACAAUAUCAAUUUGAAAUGGAAACUAAAGUCACACUUUAUCAUGGUAUUAUUCAAUUUCAACAACGGUUUGACUGUGAUGCCUUCAUCAGGGUAUUAUUCAAUUUCAACAACGGUUUGACUGUGAUGCAUUCAUCAGGGUAUUAUUCAAUUUCAACAACGGUUUGACUGUGAUGCAUUCAUCAGGGUAUUAUUCACUUUCAACAACGGUUUGACUGUGAUGCCUUCAUCAGGGUAUUAUUCAAUUUCAACAACGGUUUGACUGUGAUGCAUUCAUCAGGGUAUUAUUCAAUUUCAACAACGGUUUGACUGUGAUGCAUUCAUCAGGGUAUUAUUCACUUUCAACAACGGUUUGACUGUGAUGCCUUCAUCAGGGUAUUAUUCAAUUUCAACAACGGUUUGACUGUGAUGCAUUCAUCAGGGUAUUAUUCAAUUUCAACAACGGUUUGACUGUGAUGCCUUCAUCAGGGUAUUAUUCAAUUUCAACAACGGUUUGACUGUGAUGCAUUCAUCAGGGUAUUAUUCAAUUUCAACAACGGUUUGACUGUGAUGCAUUCAUCAGGGUAUUAUUCAAUUUCAACAACGGUUUGACUGUGAUGCAUUCAUCAGGGUAUUUUUACAUCUAGUAAAAAUAUAUAUGGAAAAAUAUGCCUUUUUACUUCUACUCUGCUGUCCUCUCUCGCUCUCUCUCUGUCUCUCUCUCGCUCUCUCUCUCUCUCGCUCUCGCUCUCUCUCUGUCUCUCUCUCUCUCUGUCUCUCUCUCGCUCUCUCUCUGUCUCUCGCUGUCUCUCUGUCUCUCUCUGUCUCUCUGUCUCUGUCUCUCUGUCUCUGUCUCUCUCGCUCUCUCUCUGUCUCUCGCUGUCUCUCUCUCUCGCUCUCUCUCUGUCUGUCUCUCUCUGUCUCUCUCUCUUUUAAACUCCUCUGCUUUCAAGUCUGUUAUUUUUCUAUUUUCUUUAUGCAUGGCUUUCAGAUUUAUAAUUUCCCCUUCUUUCAAUCUAAUGGCAAUUUAAACUUAUUUAGCUACAUUUCUUCUCGUGUUUCUUCACUCCUUAUCCGUUUCACCUUUUCUGUAUUAAUCUUAUGGCUUUCUUUCUUCACCCUGUCUUCUUCUUUACUGACACAUUUGUCUUCAUUUUCUAAACUUUAUUUCUCUGCUUUAAUGCUUUCAAAUCAUUUCCUCACCAUCUUGACUCUGUAUCUUAUCAUGUAUUUCUCUAAGUUGCACAUUUGCUAGUUUCUUUCACUGUAAUGUUACCUUCCUCGCCUCUUACUUCUGCUGUCCUCUUCUCUAUUUUCCCAACAGCAUUUCUCCUUUAUUUUCCCCUAAAUUGUCCUUUUUCUAGGUUAAUCUUUCCUCUUGCAGUCUGCCAUUUACACAAUAUUGCUUUUUCUUUCUCCCAACUUCUGUUUCUGAAUUUUAUUUCACUUUUCCUCUGCUACUGAUAUUCUGCAAUUCUUUCUUUGUUUCAGAUUGACACUUUCUUUCUAAACUCUCCUUUUGCUUUUUACACACUGUUCUCUUAGCUGUCUUGUAGUCAUCUAGCUGUGCCACUUCUACAUUUCUUGUCUUUGAUCAUUUCUAUAAUUCUGCUUCGCUCUACACUUUGGUAUAUACGUUCUCUAUUAACAUGAACUAUUUCCUAAUACUAACAUUACGACCUCCUGAUUCUUUUACCUGACUUGUGAGUUCUAUCUUUCUGUUUGAUUUAAGCUUGAACUCAUUUCCAAUUUCUUCUUUUUCUGUUUUCUGUCUUUUAUUUUGCUUUCCUAUUUUAAAGUUUUCUAAAUGUUCUGUCCAUCUUCUUUUAUUUCUCAGCUAUGAUUGCUUUCCUUCACUCUACUGUGCUGUCUAUUUCUUCUAUUUUUUGUUUCUCUAUUACCUCUUCUUUCCCUCUGCUCCUCUGUCCCUCGUCAGGUCAUCUUCUUUCCCUCUGCUCCUCUGUCCCUCUUCAGGUCAUCCUCUUUCCCUCUGCUCUUCUGUCCCUCUUCAGGUCAUCCUCUUUCCCUCUGCUCCUCUGUCCCUCUUCAGGUCAUCUUCUUUCCCUCAGCUCCUCUUCAGGUCAUCCUCUUUCCCUCUGCUCCUCUGUCCCUCUUCAGGUCAUCUUCUUUCCCUCAGCUCCUCUUCAGGUCAUCCUCUUUCCCUCUGCUCCUCUGUCCCUCUUCAGGUCAUCCUCUUUCCCUCUGCUCCUCUGUCCCUCUUCAGGUCAUCCUCUUUCCCUCUGCUCCUCUGUCCCUCUUCAGGUCAUCCUCUUUCCCUCUGCUCUUCUGUCCCUCUUCAGGUCAUCCUCUUUCCCUCUGCUCCUCUGUCCCUCUUCAGGUCAUCCUCUUUCCCUCUGCUCCUCUGUCCCUCUUCAGGUCAUCCUCUUUCCCUCUGCUCCUCUGUCCCUCUUCAGGUCAUCCUCUUUCCCUCUGCUCCUCUGUCCCUCUUUAGGUCCUCUUUCAGCUUUGUAUUUAGUUAUUUAUGUUAUGCUGUUUUUCUUCUCAUGUUCCUUGCUUUCAUUGUUCAGUAGUCUAGUCAGAAUAUUCCCUCUCAUGUUCUAUGUCCCUUGCUUUCAUUUUUCUCUUGUACCUGCUCUGUCUGUCACCUCUUAUUCCUGUGUGCUUUUCUCUUCCUAGAACUUAUUUUCCUUCAUUAUGAAUUUACACAGAUUACCAUGUCGUGGAGAGAAAAUUAAUGAGGAUUUCUAUUGCUAUUCUGUGGCUUGUAGCUUUAGUGCUUGUUGCUUCGUCAGCCUACUCAGUUUCCACAUUAUUUUGCAUGCCUUUUCCCAACUGCUCUCUGGUCAUACGGUGAGCCAUCCUUGACAUUUAAUAUUGUGCCAAUCAUGUUGAUCAGUGACAUGAUAGCCAGAAUUUCAGGACUUUGACGUCAAUCUAUCAACUCACUGAACUGUCCCUGUAAUAUGAUUGAUUGUCCAUUGCUGUCUCAUUUCAGAUUUGUAUUAAAAUAAUAAAUGCC
Molecule: messenger RNA, 6259 nt
Organism: Oncorhynchus masou masou (cherry salmon)
Lineage: Eukaryota; Metazoa; Chordata; Actinopteri; Salmoniformes; Salmonidae
Gene: rbfox1l
Product: RNA binding fox-1 homolog 1, like
Exons: 12
Coding region: 317-1483 (388 amino acids)
Biological process (GO): nervous system development; regulation of alternative mRNA splicing, via spliceosome
Cellular component (GO): nucleus; cytoplasm
Molecular function (GO): mRNA binding
Source: RefSeq, a predicted model, not a curated record